Molecule: messenger RNA, 829 nt
Organism: Pollicipes pollicipes
Lineage: Eukaryota; Metazoa; Arthropoda; Thecostraca; Pollicipedomorpha; Pollicipedidae
Biological process (GO): transmembrane transport
Cellular component (GO): membrane
Molecular function (GO): transmembrane transporter activity
Source: RefSeq, a predicted model, not a curated record
GGCGUCGUCACCACCACUGGCCUCUUCUAUGGCGUGACCAUGAUCGGCCUCCCCGGCUCCCUGGUGACCGUCGUGCUGCGCUCCAUCAUCUCCAAGAACGUGGCCAAGGAGGAGCUAGGCGUGGUGUUCUCGUUCCUGGCGGCGGUGGAGUCGAUCUGCGCGAUGGCGACGGCGUCUGCCUUCCUGCUGCUUUACAACGCCGUGCUGGACCGCGGGCCGGGCGUCGUCUGGCUGAUCGCCGCUGGAGUCACGUCGCCCGCCCUGCUGGUCCUGCUGGUGUGCCUGGUGCGGGAGCGGCGCGGCGACAUGGGCUACGCCCAGGUGCUGAGCGAGCAGGAGGAGCGCGACAGACGCGAGGAGAGUCAGGAGCCGGAGGACAACACCGACGACGCCACCAUAUUCCAGCACUGAGCCGGACAGCCCGACCCUCCCCACGCUGAAGCCGGCGUGCAACUCGCACUGGAGCGUUGUAUGGUAUCUGCCGCAAAGCGAAGACAGGCGCGGUCCCAGUGGCCACGUAGUGGUCCAUUUUGCAGGACGCGGGGCGGCGGAAAGCGUCACAGAUGUCUGAAGGGAUACGCUUACGCCGUACGGCAGUGCCUGCGCCUGCCGUGGUCUGUUUCACUGCUCGCGUGCCUUGUCACAGCGCUGGCAGUGCAGCGUAGCAGCUCUCUGUGGGACAUGCCGCUGCCCUCAGGGAUUGUCCAUGAUAGCGAAUGUAACGCGCGCAUAAUUAAAAGCACCUCGUUCGCAGCUGAUCACGAGGCUGGCCUUUUCAUGGUGUGGUAUGAUGUGUGUCAUUCGUUUAUGUAGACAUAUCUAUAUUGCC